This is a messenger RNA of Macrosiphum euphorbiae (potato aphid), 1869 nucleotides long. The record is from the annotation of a GenBank genome assembly. NCBI's taxonomy places the organism in Eukaryota, Metazoa, Arthropoda, Insecta, Hemiptera, Aphididae.
AUGGCAAUGGAAUUGUUGGACAUGAAUGAAGAUUGGAAACUAGCUAAUAAACUUAGAAUAGAAGAUUCUGAACAAUUUUACACUUUGGUUCGAAUGCAUUUGUCAUUUAUACUGGAAUCUAACAUUAAAGAAGGGGAUUGUUCAGUGGAAGAAAAAUCAAAAAACAAACCUAUUAAAUGGUCUUUUAUGAAAAAAGACAAAUGUUCCGUGAAAGGCGUUAUGGAUGGAGCACCAAUUACUCAAGAAGGAAUUUGUCAAGUAUAUCAACUUAUUGAUUUCUUGUCUCAAGAAGAAAAUGUCAUGCAAGAAGGUAUAUUUCGUAGAAAUGGUUCAAUAACCCGACAACAAGAACUGAAAGCACUUUUAAACCAAGGGCAAACAUUAGAUUUAUACAACGGACAGUUUACUGUGCAUGAUUGUGCUACUGUUUUGAAAUCGUUUUUAGCUGAACAACCUGAACCAAUAAUGACAGAAGCAUUUUAUCCAGCAUAUUGUCAAAUAUCAGAAUUCUGUCAGAAAAUGGAGAUUAACAAUAAUAGUCAACGUUUACUGAGAGCUCUACAACUUUUGUUGUUGUUAUUGCCAUUUGAUAAUUUAGUUUUAUUAAAAGAUAUCAUAAAAUUACUUCACUUUACUGCUUUACAUUCAGACAAGAACAGAAUGCCGCCGGACAAUUUAGCAACAUUAUUUACUGGUCACUUAAUUGUUCCAAGAAAGUUACCAGCAGAAGAAAUCUAUCAGAUAACUCAAAAUCUAUCACAUAUUGUCAUUUAUAUGAUUAAAUUAGGAUUUGACUUAUUCAAAAUUCCACCAAAUUUAUCUGUAGAUAUAAGAGCUUAUUGGUCCAAAAAAACUUUACAACCUGUUAAGGAGGAAGGUACAGUUGCUACAACAGUGUUUUCAUUCACUGAUCGUACAACUACCACUAAAGAAAAUGAAGAAAAUCCAACAGUUAAAGCAUUGGCUGAAUUAUAUGCUCAUGUCCAUAAUCUACCAGAAUCUGCAGAAAAGCGUAGAAUGUUUAUUAAACGUGUUAGCAAUCACAAUUCUGUUAUUACACCAAAUAGAAGUCUUACAAAUUCUAUCAAAAAACACAUUUUUAAAAAAGGAUCAAAGUUUAAACAAGGUUCAAUGAAGUCGGCAGAACGACAGCAAUUAAAACUUGGAGAAGGAAAUUCCAAACCAUCCACAGCUACUUCUUCAGAUAAAGAAAAUAAGGACGAUUCAUUUAAAAUUAAGAAAAAUGGCACAAAAAAAUUACCAAUUAAAGAAAUUAAAUACUCAAAGAUCGAAGACCAUUGUUCACCCAAACUGGAUCUUGAUACACCAGUAGAUUGUUUUUCUACGCCCAAUGUUGUUAAACGUAUUAAACGUUGUACUAGUACUCCAUCAGCAGUUACGCCACAUCAGCAACAUCCUAAUGACGAUAUGUCUCCAAUUACGCAGUCAGCCCAGAAAAUGACCAAAUCUAUGCAGGAAACCAUGAUGACUCCGAGAAGUCGUAAACCUGUAGUAGCAUUGUCCAACUCAAACAUACAUAAAAUGAAACCUUGUAACAGUGAUUCAAGUAUAUCAAAUUUGCCAAGCCGACAGAGUCUAAACUCUGUAUCAUCUAAUCCCUACUAUUUAAUGACUUCCGGAGAUUCGCUCUCCAGUUCAUUUCGAGAUUAUUUAUUCAGUCAAAGUGUACUGACUGCUAGUCCAGUAGAUCUCAGUUUUGGUGAUACCAGUGCGUCAUCCACACAGUCAUUACUUUCAGAUUUGGAGGAUGGCCAAUUACAAUUCUCUAAAAUAUGUACCUCGUCCACGGAAAGUUUACCGAAAAGAAAACGAUUAACAAGUGAAAACUUUAUUGAAACAUUGCUCUGA